Messenger RNA from Paramuricea clavata, 546 nucleotides. NCBI's taxonomy places the organism in Eukaryota, Metazoa, Cnidaria, Anthozoa, Malacalcyonacea, Plexauridae. The record is from the annotation of a GenBank genome assembly.
AUGUUGAUUGCUCGUGCUUUGCCCAUCAUGAGAGUUUACAUUAAACCUGGUGGUCAACGAGGUUUUUCGGGGCAUUGCAUUAACCUGCCACAAAAUGUCAAAGAUCUUGCAAUGUCUUUGCCAAGAUAUCAUAAAGAUUUAGCUGUGAUUAUUGUCAAGGCUAAAGGUAGAGAAAACACAUUCAGAGAUGUGACUGUGCGAAAGCAAAAGGUGCACAAUGCUUUAGUUUGGCUUAUCAAUAAUAAUCCACAUUAUUCUGAGUUAUUAAUUAAUGAAGAUGCAUUAAGUUCCUUACCUGAAAGUGGUGUACCACCAGGUCUCAUGACUGUUGAGACUGAUGAUGAUAUAAUAUCAGAUGACAAUUGUUCUCCUGAUGUAGGUCCUCCUACUGAUAAUCCAUCAGAGGAUAUUGUUUAUAAUGACUCUACUGAAAUGAAUAGUUUUUUACCUGUUGGUGAGCAACAACAACAGGAAAUUGAAGCUGUUAGAAAUCAGCUGUCUGAAAAGAGCCAAUGCCAUGGUCCGCGGUUGAAAAUGAGCCAAUAA